AUGCCAAGCUCUAUCAAUUUAACAGAGCUUCAAACUAAGAAGUUUAGAAGUCCAUCAACUUUUUUCAAAAGUUACAUAAAUAUAAGUAGCGCCACAGGGCAUUUACGUAGCAAACUUGGCGUCGAAGAGCGGCAGAGACUCGAAAAGAUACGUUUGCUCAAAAAGGAGAACUGUGCUCUGGAAAGUGCUAUCAAGAUUCUUGGCAGUUACGAAAAGGAGCGGGAGGUUUUUAGCCUCAUCGAUAAGUGGAGGUCGAUAUGCCAGGCAGGAAUGGCCUACCUGUUGAACUCGACGAUGCUCAAGAUAAGCAGGAUGGGUGGCUAUGAAGAACUCGUUAAGAAAGAAAUCGAGGCCGAAAAACGCAAACUUGAGUAUCAGUUUUCAGAUCAAAUAGAAAGUGGAAUAGACGACAUUUUGGAGUCCGACGAGUUCAAAAUGAUGUCUGAUUUGGAUCAAGCAGAGUUAAAGCAUCAACUUUACCAGAAGAAAGAAGAAGCCGACAAAGCCCAACAAGUGGAGAUUGAAAAGCUCGACGCCAAAGUGAAAGAAAGCUCCGGUGCCGAAUUCACGAUGCAAAACCUUGCCCGACGUCUCAAAGUCGACUAUGAUAUGAUCUUCCAGUCCUGA
This is a messenger RNA of Lachancea meyersii CBS 8951, 627 nucleotides long. The record is from the annotation of a GenBank genome assembly. NCBI's taxonomy places the organism in Eukaryota, Fungi, Ascomycota, Saccharomycetes, Saccharomycetales, Saccharomycetaceae.